AUGGGUAUUCUCGACAAAACCUUCGACACCGAGUUCGUCGUUUGCGCCAUUGACAUCGGCGUUGCAGUAUCGUCUGUAUCGUUCCUCCACGUAAAGCCGGGAGAUGAUUUCGAGGCGCUUCAUGACAAAGUGUACCGCGUCAGCAAGUGGCCUUUCCACAAGGACAGGACCACCGACAUCCCUUUUGCUUUGUGCUACAGAAACGGGAAGGCAAUUAAAAACAGGAUGGGCGCAAAUGCCAAGCCACCUGGACCGGGUGAGGACUGGGUAGUGGUAAAGAACUUCAAGACUUUCGUGACGACUUUGGGGUCGGAUGACACUUCGAACGAGUCCCUCCCUCCUGGAGUUACCUUGGCCAGGGUGUAUGAGGACUGGCUCAAGUUCUUGUUCGACGCGGGCUCGGAGGCGUUUGUCGAGCAGUUUGACGUCCCUGGAGACGUUUGGGAGCGGAGGAUGUGUGUCUUCAUCUCGCCAAAUGAGUGGGGCAAGGCUGAGCAAGCGAACGUCCGCAAGAUUAUCCAUCGUGCUGGAUGUAUUGAAUAUGACGAGCAUGUUCGUUUCACUCGCGAAAGCGAAGCCACGCUCCACUAUUGCCUGUACCACGGCUUAGCGGACCAGUUGACUGCACCAGUCGGGCUCGAGUUCUUUGUUUGCAAUUCUGGUAUCACCACCGACAUUGGGUUCUUUAAAGUGAUCAGCACCGAUCCCCUCGAAUUCGAAGAGGUUUCUGCGGCCAUAUCUUUGAAUUUGGGUAGCACAGAUCCGGAUGAUUUCAGCGCAGUCAAUCUUAUCGAGGCCAAAAUUCGUGAAAAGAAGAGGAAAACAGCAACACAUCCCAAGGUAAUCGCUCCAUUGAGAGGCCCCGCUGACUUCGGCGUGAACGAGUAA
This is a messenger RNA of Coprinopsis cinerea okayama7#130, 888 nucleotides long. RefSeq lists its product as hypothetical. The record is from RefSeq and is a predicted model, not a curated record. The coding region runs from base 1 to 888 and encodes 295 amino acids. The transcript is spliced from 6 exons. Lineage: Eukaryota; Fungi; Basidiomycota; Agaricomycetes; Agaricales; Psathyrellaceae.